UGCACCACGAUGUUGGACCUCGACGGCAAUCCCUCGACCAGCUACGAUCCCGAUCAGAAGGUCUGGAGUGGCUCCGGCCAGCAGAGUCUCUACAACGACGAACUGACCGUGGGCCAGAUCAUCUUCCGGCAGCUGCAGCGGCAGCCCCAAAGGAUAUUCCAGAUCUCACACUCGGAUAACACGCGGCUGACCCGAUCGCAGAUGCUGCAGAAUGCCGCCAAGGUGGGCUGCUAUCUGCGGGAUCGGGGCUUCAAAAAGGAGACAGACCUGGUGGGCCUCAUGGCCCGGAAUUCCACUCAUGUGGGAGCAAUGGCCUACGGAUGCCUAUUCAACGGCACUCCCUUCCACGCCGUCAAUCCGAAUCUGGAACAGAAGACCAUCGCUAGUCUCUACAAGAUCACCAAACCACGCAUCCUGUGCUGCGAUGUGGCUGACUACGAAAAGAUCAAGGAUAUAGGAGCCUCGCUGGGAGCUCUAAUCCUGACAGUUAACGGAAAGAUGAAGGAUGUAAUGAGUGUGUCGGAUCUGCUGCAGAAUCCCCUCCCUGAAGACUACGAACCCGCCCAGUUCCAGCGAGGAGUCGAUCGCAACAUGGCCAUACUCUGCUCCUCGGGCACCACCGGAACCCCCAAGGCGGUGACCCUCUCCAACAGCCGCAAACUGUUCGAGAUUCACAGUUACCUAGGUUCCGACGACGUUCAGUAUGCUCCCAGCACCUUGGAUUGGCUGACAGGUCUGAUUACCCUGGUCACAGCUGGAGUUUUUGGCACUGUUCGUCUGAUCUCCAGCGAAAUGUUCAGUACCGCCCACUUCAUGGAUAUGUGUGAGCAGCACGAGAUCUCUUGGACCAUCAUGGCCAACUCCCAUGUAGCCAUGUUGGCCAAUUGCCCAGAUGCACGAGCCCAAAAGCUGCGAAGCCUUAGGCAUCUGCUUUUCGCUGGUGGCCAUUGUCUGGUGGCCACCUUGAAGAAGAUGCAGUCCUUCCUGCACGGAUCGGGAAUUCUAAGGAAUGCCUAUGGCCUAACCGAGGUGGGCACACUGAUAUCCUACAACUACGACACCCAAUUUAAGCCCACUUCAGUGGGUCGCUUAGUGGCGAACAUUCGGGUGAAGAUUGUGGACUCCUUGGGGCAAUUGCAGGGUCCAAAAGGAUUGGGUGAGGUGCUCUGCCAUAAUGGACAACCCUGGAGCGGAUAUGUGGGAAAUCCUGGGGCCACGGCAGAGAUGAGAGAUUCAGCGGGAUGGUUUCACACCGGGGACGUGGGUUACUUCGACGAGGAUCACUACCUGCACAUUGUGGAGCGCAAGAAGGACAUGCUGAAGUACCUGGGCAUGAUGUACUAUCCGCACGAGGUUGAAGAGGUCAUCGCCCAGAUGCCCGACAUUGCCGAGGUCUGUGUUUUUGGCAUCUGGCGGGAGACGGAGGGCGAUGCCGCGGCUGCCUCCGUGGUCCUUCGAUCCGGGAGCAAACUGGAUGCUAAGCAAGUGGAGCAGUUUGUGCGGAAGAACGUGUCCGUGCAGUUCAAGCAUCUCCAUGGCGGAGCUCAGAUCGUUCCCCAGCUGGCGAAGAGCGCCAACGGCAAGGUCAACCGACAGGCCGUUAAGGCCGCCUACUUGAGAGAUGUAACCCCGUCUUAAAAUUUUACUGAUAAUCACACAAUCAACAAUUACCAAGCAUAAACUUUGUUUGAAUAUAAUCCAUGACGAUGCAUAGUUUAAUUUGGCACUCUUAAAAGGGAUGAUGAAAACAUUUAGGUAACAUCGCUAUGUGUAAUAACAAAUUUGAAACACAUUAAAAAAUUAUGCGCAUAAAAGUUCUGCUUAGAUAUUUAUUAAGUCACACAAUUGCUAGCACUUAAACGAACCGGAAAGUAUUACCUAAGGUCAGCAAAAACCUACUAUUACAACAGACUUUUAGCCAUAACAUCUUAUUUAACUACAACAUUUACCGGUGAAUAACAAAUACAAACAAAAAACACUCAAGAAAAAAUUAUUAAACAUGCAAAUACAAAUUUUCUAUAAAUAUUAGUAAUAUUUGUAAUCGUAGAAUCGUUUUCCUAUUAUUUUAUGAUACAAUUAAAAUCAAAGACAACAAAACGGGGCACUAAAAAGUGUAAUAAAAGUAUGAAAACGUCAUCAUCAACAAUUAA
Messenger RNA from Drosophila rhopaloa, 2150 nucleotides. It is a transcript of the gene Acsx2, whose product is annotated as luciferin 4-monooxygenase. Gene Ontology annotation, biological process: long-chain fatty acid metabolic process; fatty-acyl-CoA biosynthetic process. Gene Ontology annotation, molecular function: long-chain fatty acid-CoA ligase activity. Lineage: Eukaryota; Metazoa; Arthropoda; Insecta; Diptera; Drosophilidae. The coding region runs from base 10 to 1638 and encodes 542 amino acids. The transcript has 2 exons. The record is from RefSeq and is a predicted model, not a curated record.